Populus nigra (black poplar) is the source of this 837-nucleotide messenger RNA. RefSeq lists its product as uncharacterized. The record is from RefSeq and is a predicted model, not a curated record. The transcript has a single exon. Lineage: Eukaryota; Viridiplantae; Streptophyta; Magnoliopsida; Malpighiales; Salicaceae. Bases 1 to 837 code for a protein of 278 amino acids.
AUGGUCGUUGUUCUACGAUAUGUAGACAAUAAUGGACAUAUAAUUGAACGUUUUCUUGGCAUUCAACAUGUGCGAGAUACAACUGCUAGUUCACUCAAGGCAACUAUUGAAGCUUUGUUUUCUAAACAUGGGCUAAGCAUAUCAAGAUUGCGUGGUCAGGGAUAUGAUGGAGCUAGUAACAUGCGAGGUGAAUUCAAUGGCUUGAAAGCACUUAUUCUAAAUAGCAAUCCAAGUGCAUAUUAUGUACAUUGUUUUGCUCACAGACUUCAAUUGACUCUUGUGGCUGUUACAAAGAAGCAUAAUGAAGUUGGAGAUGUCUUCAAUUUUAUUUCUAGCAUUAUAAAUAUAGUUGGAGCAUCAUGUAAAAGGAUGGAGGUGAUUAGAGAAAAACAAUAUGCUAGAAUUAUUGAAGGACUUGAAAAUGGAGAAAUUUCUAAUGGACGAGGCUUGAAUCAAGAAACUUCUCUUAGAAGGUAUGGUGAUACUCGUUGGGGCUCCCACUAUGUUACAAUUAUUUGUUUACUUGCAAUAUUUUCAUCAGUUCUUGAUGUGCUUGAGAUUAUAAGGGAGGAUGGGAUGAACUCAGAACAGAGAACAGAAGCAAUCGUUUUAACAGAUAUUAUGGAUUCAUUUAAUUUUGUAUUCAUGCUUCAUUGUUUGAGAAGGAUACUAGCAGUUACUAAUGAGUUCUCACAAGCAUUACAAAGAAAAGAUCAAGACAUAGAAAAUGUUAUGAGUUUAUUGAACACAUCAAAGGAACGAUUCAAAAUGAUGAGAGAGAAUGACUAUGAAUCUUUACUGGAAGAAGUGUCAUCUUUUUGCAUCAAACAUGAUUGA